Messenger RNA from Staurois parvus, 409 nucleotides. The record is from the annotation of a GenBank genome assembly. NCBI's taxonomy places the organism in Eukaryota, Metazoa, Chordata, Amphibia, Anura, Ranidae.
UCAGCUGUGUCCAAUCACAGCUGAUCACUGAUCAUCAGGGCACUGAUAAUCAGUGUAACCCCAGCAGUGCCAGCUGUCAGUGCUCAUCCAUGCCACCUGCUAGUGCCCAUCAAUGCCACAUUUCAGUGCCUACCAGUGCACAUCAAUGCUACAUAUCAGUGCCCAUCUGAGCUGCCUUUCAGUGUCACCCAUCAGUGCCAGUCAGUGCCACCUAUUAAUGCCAGUCAGUGCCGCCUAUCAGUGUGCAUUAGUGCUGUCUAUCAGUGCCAGUCAGUGCCGCCUAUCAGUGCCAUAUAUGAGUGCUGCCUUUCAGUGCCCAUCAGUGAUGCCUGUCAAUGCCCAUCAGUGCCACCUACCAGUGCCUCCUCAUCAGUGCAGUCUAAUAGUGCCCAUCACUGCAGCCUCAUUA